Molecule: messenger RNA, 1605 nt
Organism: Penicillium canariense
Lineage: Eukaryota; Fungi; Ascomycota; Eurotiomycetes; Eurotiales; Aspergillaceae
Product: MFS transporter
Exons: 1
Coding region: 1-1605 (534 amino acids)
Biological process (GO): transmembrane transport
Molecular function (GO): transmembrane transporter activity
Source: RefSeq, a predicted model, not a curated record
AUGGCCAUCAAUCAACAAUUUGAUUCUACCGCGACUACUCCCCGCCUCAGUAUGGAGCAUCGCGAGCCUGCGAACCAACCGGAUGUGGACACCGAAGCUGCAGCCAAGGAGACCUCGUACAAUCUCCAGGAUGGCAACGACAACGAGACCGACGUUGAGACUGCACAGAACCCACCACUACCAGAGAAGUCCAUUGAGAAGGACCCAAAUCUCAUCGAAUGGGAUGGACCUGACGAUCCCGAGAACCCACAGAACUUCCCGCGCCCUCGCAAAUGGCUCAUCACAGUGACCAUGUCCUUGAUGACGAUUUGGGUCACCUUUUCUAGCAGUGUCUUCUCGACCGCAACGCUGGUGACUUCCAAGGAGUUCGGCGUGUCGACUGAAGUCAUGAUUUUGGGAACAAGUCUGACCGUUUUCGGCUUCGCAUUGGGUCCUCUCUUCUGGGCCCCGUUGAGUGAAUUGUACGGACGUCGUCUGCCGCUGUUCUCGGGCUAUAUCAUCUUCGCCAUCUUUCAGAUCCCGGUGGCCGUUGCGCAGAACCUUCAAACCAUCAUGGUUUGCCGAUUCCUAGUCGGGGUCUUUGGUUGCUCCCCUCUCGCUGUCGUGGGAGGCGCCAUGGCUGACAUUUGGGACCCCGUGGACCGCGCCAUCGCCAUCGCCAUGUUCAGCUCAGCCACCUUCCUGGGCCCCGUCCUCGGCCCCAUUGUCGGUGGCUUCAUUACCGACUCAUAUCUGGGCUGGCGCUGGACUGCCUGGAUCACUCUGAUCGCCUCAUCUUUCUUCGGCCUGAUCGCCCUCAUCAUCGUCCCCGAGACCUACUCCCCCAAGCUCCUGCAGCUACGUGCGGCCCGCCUGCGCCGGGAGACCAAGAACUGGGCUUUACACUCCUUCCUCGACGAACACGAGCCGACCUUCGCCGAGAUCGGCCAGAAGUACCUGCUGCGCCCCUUCAAGAUGCUCGCCCUGGAGCCAAUCCUCGCCUGCAUGACCAUCUACUUGGCCUUGGUCUACGGCAUCCUCUACCUCUUCUUCGAAGCCUACCCCAUUUCGUUCAACGAAGUGCGCGGCUGGAAGAGCUUGGGCGUCGCCGCCCUCCCCUUCAUCGGCAUCAUGAUCGGUGUUAUCUGCGGCGCUGCCCUGAUUAUCUACACCACCAAGACCCGCUUCGCCCGCAAACUGGCCAAGCACGGCAGAGUCGUCCCCGAGGAGCGUCUCGUGCCCAUGAUGAUCGCCUCCGUCUUGCUGCCUAUCGGCCUCUUCUGGUUCGGGUGGACCUCCAGCCCGCACAUCCACUGGGCGCCGCAGGUAAUUGCCGGUGUGCCCAUCGGCCUGGGCAUCCUGGUUAUUUUCAUGCAGGGGCUGAACUACAUCAUCGAUGUGUACAUGAUGUUUGCCAACUCUGCCAUUGCAGCGAACACUCUGAUUCGUUCUGUGCUCGGCGGUGCGUUCCCCCUCUUCGCAACCCAGAUGUACACCAACCUGGGUGUCGACUGGGCCUCCAGCGUGCUGGGUUUCAUUACCGCCGCGAUGAUUCCUAUUCCCAUCCUAUUCUUCGUCUAUGGCGCUAAGAUUCGUGCUAUGAGCCGCUUCAGUCCUAAGUUCUAA